UGCGAAAAUUACAGAUUAAAGAUUAUACCUAAUUAGUACACAUUGUCAAACUAAAGUUGUAAAAACAGCACGAAAAUGACGCCUGCUUACGUUAUAUCAGCAAUACUGCUGGUUGUAUCCCUGGCAACAGUCGAUGGUCUCAAAUGUAAUGAAGGAUUCAACGUCUCCCUCGGGGGAAUCCCCUUCUAUCAUUGGACUGAACGGACAUGCGGGGCAAACAGCAAAUGCUUUGGACAACAAUUGGGAGCGAAACUAGCUGGAUUGAUGGUAAAAGCGAGAUAUGGAGCCUGCAUUUCAACCAGCUACGCUGACCUACUUGACUGCAACAAAUUGUUCGGCCCCGAUAGCACCUUGGACCCAGCUGCCCUUCUCGACCUGAUCCCUGAUAUCCAAACAACCAUAGAAGCGGCGAUCCAAGAUUUCGUCAAAGACUCAACCGGCCAGCUUCAAGAACUAUUCUCGAAUGGCAAAAAUGUAGAUGAAUUUAUAUCUGGAAUUGUCACAUUUUACGAAAAUAUGGGCUUCAACAUGGAAAAAUUCAAACCGUUACAACCAUCGAUAGGAAAAAUGUUUUUGGCCGCGUUUAAUAUGUCCGACCCGCAAGCAAUGGGAGUUGCGGUGGGGGAGUUUUUCACAGCGCUCGGAAAUCUGGACACUGAAAACACCGAAUUUACAGCCGACAUCUACAAAUUCAUCGGUAACUUUCUCAACCAGACCAUGAUCGAUUCCCAAAUCAAGGCAAACCCGAUGUUCAAAAGUCUGAUCGAAAAAGUGCCAGGCUUAUUUCAGUCCAUGCUCCCGACAAAUUGGAAUUCCACACUUUGGUACGACAUCGUUUUUAAACUCUUAGGCGACAUUGACAUUACAAACCCGAAACAGAGCGCAACCGAUGCCAUUGCUACUAUCAGAGCCCACUAUACCAUACCGGACGAAGUCAAAUUGGUUCUCGAUCCUCUCUUCAACGCUAUACCAGAUCUUGUCGAUAAACUCGCCCAGGGAAAUGUCAACUACGCUGGAACUUGGUCUCUCGAGCUUCUGAAGCAAUACAGCGAAACCAAUGCCGCAACUGAAGCCUUCGCCACUGCAUUGAUCACCUUCGUUGAGAAAAUUGCGAACGUUACCACUCUUGAAACUGAGUAUAAGACGAUGAUACAAUGGGUUCCAGGUCUGUUCUACAAAUUCUUUCCCGCCGAAAAGUCCAAGAUUGAAGACGUUUACAACAAGAUGGCGGCCGGGUUCAACUCUUUCAAUUUCACCGACCUUAGCGACACUGCGGCUACAACCAAACUAAGCGAUUUUAUUCUCAGUAUGAUCAAGAAAAUCACUACUAAAGAUGCGGGUGUAAUGGAAAAGGCUUUGGUUGUCAACUUCUCUAAAAUGUUUUACAACCUGUUAUCCGAUUAUACCACCGAGUUGGACAAAUUUUUCCAGGUUUUCAUUGACGGAUUCGUUAACUUCCCUACAAUCAACGCCGGCGAAAUCAUUGGAAAACUCAUUACAGAAAUGGGCGGGACAGUACCAGCUGAAGUCGCACCCUUAUUAGAGCAUUUACAGGGCGUAAUUACCGCUGCAACACAACCCACGUUCGAUGUAAAUGCUCUGAUAAGUUCUUUCGAUGCAAUUGUCAAUGCAUACAAGACCGCUUUUCCCAGCUCCCCAAUGCCAGAUCUCAUUAAGCAGUACUACAUGCUGAUAAAGAAUAACAUCGUCUGGUCCAAUUACUACUAUGCUGAAAUAAACAAGAUUUACAGCAGCCCAUGGCCGUACAAUCAAACCGCGAUAAACGAUCUGAGUGCCGAAAACACGCUCAAGAUGAAUGAGUAUUUGAUGGGGAUGAUUUACUGGCAAAUCGACUUCCAGUUUGCUAUGUUCAAGCUCACCAACCCUGCAAGCGACCAAAUAAACCAGGCAAUCAUUGCUGCUUUCCCACAGUACGGAACAUACAUCAGACUUAUGGAAGCUCUCGACCCAGUAGAUAUCAAACAAUUGAUCAAAGAUUUUGUUGGCUGGCUUGCCACUGCCGGGACUACGCCUCUCACCUCCCAAGGUUUCGUUGCCGCCACCAAACCUACGUUCCAGAAAAUAACCGCUAAAAUGGUCAACGUGACGAAGGAGCUCAGGCAUAUGUUUUCUCCCGAUACCUGCAAGUUUGGAUCAUGCGAGGCCGAUCUAUGCAACGACCAUAAAUAUAUCGAAGAUCAAAACGAAGUUACAAAGGUCACCACGACAACGACUCCUGCCACCACCCCAACGACGACCGAGUCCACCACCUCCGGAUCCGGAAAAAUCUCCUACUCGUUCUUGCUCCAGAUUGCCACCAUGUGGAUGGCUUGUAAAGCUCUCGUGGGAUAAAGAAUCAACUUUCUGAUAUUGUUUUCGUAACCUAUGCCCAAAAUAUAUUGCUAUGCCUUAUAUACAUAAAAACAACUGCACAAAAAGUGACACAUUUAAACAAAUUCUUCUGAGUGGAACGAAAAUUCGCCCUUAUUAUUGAAAUAUGUUCAGAGUCGUAUAGCAUAACUUUUUCAUCCUGGCAUUUCAAUGGUAUCCUUGGUAAGAUGCUUGAGUGGCCUUAAGUUAAUAAAGUGUCUGUAUAUCGAUUUGUAUAAAAGUUAUUCUCUCAAAAUCAAAUUAAACCAACGUAAAUUAUUUUUUUUUAGCAAUAAACGAUAGCAAGACGAUUUUUUGUGGUUAUGUAAUAAUCCACUCAUUAUUUACUGAUCGACUUUUCUGUCAUCAAGACCGCACAGUUCUUUAUUACCACUUAUUAUUCCAAUAUUGAGCCGCACUGCAUGUUAAUCAGCACAUUUAUUGAAGAAUUGUUGUUAAUACGAACUAUUUGAAUUUUCUUAUUUGUUCCGCAUAUGAAGUUUCAUGAACACUAGCUUUUUCGUGACAACGUCAUUUGACGUCACGAAUGUUGGCGAUUUAUUUUCUUUAUCUUGCACAUAUUUUUUGCGUGCACGAUCAAAUUUUUUUGAUAUUAUUAUUGUUUUGCCACUUUUUUUAAACUGUUGGAAGGUUUGUGCUUGAUGCUGAAUGGUCGUGAAUAUGUCUUGCCCACACCCGCAUACUUGAAUAGCAAGAGAUCCUGCGCAACUGAUUUUUCCUAAAUAAUAUAUGUCGAAAUGUCGCAUUGAUUUACCAGAAUCAAUAUGUCAUUUUCAAUAAAUUACUCAAUGUUUUCGUAUUUUCAGUAUUGCUGCACGUUUACUCCCCCCCCCCCCCCCACUCCCUCCAACUUUUUAUAUAACAUAAGAGGGGGAUUUGAUUUCAUGCAUGUUCUACUUCCCAUAAUCUUUAAUGGUAAAGUAUUGUUAAAGUAUUGUUUGUUGGGCUUUUUGUUUAGAAUGUUGUUUCUUUCUUAUGAUGGAAAUGUGCAAUGUCGUGGGUUUGCCCAAAUAAGGUUUACAGCUUGAACUUUUUAAAACUUGAAGGAAAUUGGAUCGAUUUUAGUUGGUAAGGCCUAUUGUAUGAUGCGAUUAUUGUGGGGUAAUGUGUUCGGCCUUCAGAGCCAAACCAAUAAACCAAAAACAUCACUCGAACUGAUGUCGAUAAUGCUCUUUAAUCAGAGGGGCUCUAAGUGGCUAUCGUUACCACUAUCUAAUGAUCGCUGAAAUGGGCCUCUUGUUGACUGAUUUUUGUCACGAGGGGGAAGUUGUGUAGAUAUUUGUGUGAAUCUCGCCUUUUUUCUCGAUUUUUGGCGUUUGCUAUGUAAUUUUUCUCUUCAAUUCGAUUAUACGCUAUUGUUUGUGUAUAUUUUGUUUGAUUUACUGUUGAUGACGUCAUGAAUUUUUUAUAUUACGUCACUUGGAUUUUGGCGUAUUCAUUCAAAAAUUUCUGUAUCUUAAACAAUUAAAUCUAAAAUGUAGUCGGAAUUGCCUUAUCCGACAAUUUUUUUUCUUAGCUCUGCGCGUUCAAUGCAGCGUUAUGCAUUCAAUGCAAUAUAUUUCGUUUCGAUUAUUUUUUUUUAGUGUGAUCGUGUGUUUCCGUGUUCCUAAUCCGCUAAUUCAAAAAAUCAAGUUUGAUUAUUUGUCCCUCGCACAGCCAGGAUAUACUAAGAAUAAGACAUGCCCUGAAUUCGAAGCCAUAGUCUUGAAUUGGCCGAAACACUAAAUUUAUCUUAAACAACAACGUUUGCUGUAUUUGGUCGCGAUUCUUCGAAUAUGACGGGAAGUAGAGUUAUAGUUGGUUGCGCAAAAAUCCUUAGCGUGACCAGCUGAUCUAUGUUCUUAAAACGUGAAAAAACUGAACCACUCCGAAGUUAACCUUGCGCAAGAGAUGCGCGUUGCUUUGAACUAAAAUUUAGUGUGUUUGUUUGAAUUCAACUAAUUGACAACUUGCUAUUUUAAGCGUAAGGAUCAAUAUUUAUCAUAAACUACGUGGUCCGCACGAAAGGUUAUUUUGUAAGUGAUAAGUCUUGAAAUAGAGCACGGUAUAAUUCGAAUGCUCCUUGCACCUCUGCGUUACGACUGGCGAGGGACGUGAUUUUGUAUAUUCCUAUUCACUUAUAAAUCGACUGAUAAAUUAAUAAAAACUACCCGAAGUGUAA
Molecule: messenger RNA, 4552 nt
Organism: Styela clava
Lineage: Eukaryota; Metazoa; Chordata; Ascidiacea; Stolidobranchia; Styelidae
Source: RefSeq, a predicted model, not a curated record